Messenger RNA from Pseudovirgaria hyperparasitica, 1520 nucleotides. RefSeq lists its product as uncharacterized. Bases 235 to 1401 code for a protein of 388 amino acids. The record is from RefSeq and is a predicted model, not a curated record. Lineage: Eukaryota; Fungi; Ascomycota; Dothideomycetes; Acrospermales; Acrospermaceae. The transcript has a single exon.
CGUUUCCGUCAUUACCUGACGCUUGAGUUCUUAUCUUUGGCCUUUUAACAGCUCGCUUCUCGCUAUCGCAACGCUUCUCAGGACCUCGUACUUUCAACAUUCUCACGCAGGUCGUGUAUAUACAUACUUUUUUUAUUCUCAUAUCUGGCAAAUCAGGCAACGAUAUUACCACCAUACAAUCCAUCUAUUCUAUUCGAGUCCCUCCGAUAUCCAACUAGCCUCACCCAUACGGAAAUGCGAUUCAUCAACUUUGCUACAGUGCUGGCAUAUGUGGCUGGGCACGUCGGUGGUCACUCUUGGGCUGAACAGGAUGUCGUCAUUGACGAUAACGGCAACUACGUCGGCAAAUUUGGGUACAUGCGAUCAUACAUGGCUCGGACCGACCCAGGCUGGGACCCCCUCAAGGUACAAAAUCUUGUGGCCAACGGUCCAAAUCAACGCAUCAGCGACUCCUCGUUGGUGUGCAAGGACACACAGCAAACUCCCCAGUACAGUGACCAGUAUCCGAAACUGAAAGCGGCGCCGGGCAACUAUGUUGCAAUAAGGUACCAGGAGAACGGGCAUACGACUUUCGCCGACUUGAAACUGUUGGAGAACAAAGUAAACGGUUCUGCGGUAUGGGUCUACGGUACUGCCGACCCUAAAGAGGGGGAAACCUUUGGAGAUGUGCUUGCGUGGACCAGCGAUGGUAGCGGCGGCGACAAGAGAGGCAAACUGCUCACGGUAGCAGAUUUCGACGACAAGAGAUGUCAUGAGGUCAGCGACAAGCCAGUCUCCGUCCAGCGACAAAAGGAUUUCCCAAACAACGGCCCUCUCUGGUGCGAGACAAGUGUUCGCCUCCCGGAGGAUGUGCCAGCGGGCAAGACCUAUACUCUGUACUGGAUCUGGGACUGGCCUAGCACUCUCGGCGACUUCAAGGACGAGUACUACACCAGCUGUCUAGACAUCGAUCUUGUCGACAAGCCAGACCUCAGCCCCGUCGACACAAAGUACGUAAAGAACGGCGGCACCGGCCUGGCCCUCGAGCAACAAGACCCCAACACCAAAGCCGUGUCGGACUACAAGUCACGCACCGCCUCCUCGCCCGUCCCGCGCACUCCCGGCAGUGCCCCAACCGGCAGUGCCCCACUCGUCAAGGAAUCUCUAGCUCCAACCACGCCAGUCUCCUCCGCAGCAGACUCUAUUCCCACCCUCAUCGGCCGUCCCGGUCCCGGCGCCGGCGAUACGAAUGCCACCCCAACACCGGCUCCUGACGCCGACGGCAUGGUCACAGUGACUAUCAAAGAAACCGUCUACGUCACCCAGCCUCCGCCUGUCGCAACACCGUCCACUGCUCCAUUAGGGCAGAGUCCAGACGGUGCUGUCGUUGUACCCGGUCGCAGGCGCGCGUUCUACGCUUAAGCUAAAGCGACAGACGCUGCUGUAGUCAAAUCUUUUCAGUCUCGACAUCUCCAGCAAUGUGACAAUUUCGUUCGUUUUUCGGCGUUUGUGCGCAUCUUCAUUUGGUCAUCGGCAUAGCG